Molecule: messenger RNA, 980 nt
Organism: Lactuca saligna
Lineage: Eukaryota; Viridiplantae; Streptophyta; Magnoliopsida; Asterales; Asteraceae
Source: the annotation of a GenBank genome assembly
AGUGAAAGCUGAUCUAUGAUAUAUCCUUUUAUUAUUGUUAUUUUUAGUGAAUAGCCCACGACUUUUUCUUCUAAAUAUAACUGGAAUAUUGAAUUCAUGUCUUCGGUUUUUAAUUCAAGUUUGUCUCAUUUUGCCUACAAUUCAUUUUCUGUCUCCUAUAUAUACACAUACUAACAUACUUGAAAGUUGAAAAACACCACUUAACUAUAUCAUCAAAGAGAUCAAGAAUUAAAAUGGUGAUCUCAUUGUUCUCAUUCCCAUCACCACCUUCCCUGUUCGCCAAUGCAAUGUCUAUUUUCAACUUGCUAGCUCUCAUUGCUUCCGGUUACAUGGAAAUGAUAGGCAAAAACAAGCAGUACGCCAAGUUUUGUGAUAACGACACUGGUUCAAACAAGCCAAAAGCCAUGGAGAAGCUUAAGCUGCCUAGUAGAAUCGGGAUGCUGGUGUUCUAUACACCAUCAUUCCUCGUGGGUCUUGCCUCUUUUACCUUUUUUCCCCAUCAAGAUUCCCGAUUCCUUAUGGUCAUAUCUGUACUCACCAUUCAUUUCUUCAAGAGGAUCCUUGAGGUCCUAUUCGUUCACAAGUUUACCGGGUCUAUGAUGCUAAAGGAUGCCAUAACCAUCGGUUUAAGCUACGGUGUGUCAACUGCUACAAUGAUUUACGCCCAAUAUUUAUCUCAAGAAUGUCCUGAGCCUGCUUUAGAUCUCAAAUACAUCGGACUUGUCAUGUUUUUUAUUGGGAUAACUGGAAACUUUUACCAUCAUUACAUUCUUUCGAGUCUAAGAAAGAAAGGUGAUAGAGAGUAUAAAAUCCCAAAAGGAGGAUUGUUCGAUGUGGUUAUAUGCCCACACUAUAUGUUUGAAAUUGUCGAGUUCAUAGGAGUCUGUUGCAUUUGUCAGACGGGGUGUACGUUUUGUUUCACUCUAGGCACAAUGUUCCUGUUGAUGGGGCGAAGCUAUGCGACACGAAAAUGGUUUUGA